AUGUCUGCCGGAGCUAUUCGUGCCCCACUUGUUAUCCCCCUGAGGAGCCCUGAUUUAGGCUUGUUCAAAUCACAUUUGGAUACAAAUACAUAUCUGGAUCUUACUUGUGAUACGCCAGAUGUAGCUAUUUAUUUUACAAUUAAUGGGAAUAGACCAACGGUCGCAAAAAGUAGGAAGGAACUGCAAAAUAGUGGGACCUAUAGAUUCCAAAAGCCUUUUACUUUACCGCCUGGAUGUCAUACAGUACGAGCAGUAGCUGUUUCUCUGGAUAAUGGUAAUGAAAGCAGUGUAGUUACAAAAACAUUCGAUGUGGUCAAAGUCAAGAGUUUUCAUGUUAGUGAUAAAAAUGACUUCGGAGAUGAUUAUGGUUUUCUCAAUGAACUAAAGCUAAUCGAUUCCAAACGUCGAAGACAAUUGUCGGAAGCUGAUCGUUCUGACACUCAUGAGUCUAUUCACCGCUUAUCGGAGAAAGAUAAUGAAACUGUCCGAAAAUGUUCUUCAGAAAAAAAUUGCUGUCACGUAAUCAAGAAGUCUACUAAAGAUCAAGAAAAUCAGGUUAAUUUGAAAAGUGAGUGUGUAUUAUCAACAGACAACCAGAAUAAUAAUAUAUCGAUAAAAUCGUCAUUGAUUCAUGAAUACCCUGAGCUUUCAUCUCAUAUGAUUAAUAAGCUACAACAGACGACAGAUAUUUUACGAUGCCCCAAUUGUUACCAUCCAAGACCAGUGAGUAGAAAACAAAACUUUUGCUUCCAUUGUGGCGUAAAUCUACCCACACUGUCGACACCAAAAUAUGGUUCUUCUGCUUUAGAAAAUAUUGGUGUAUGUCCUUAUUGUAAAGCGCAUGUACCAUUAAAUUUAACUAGUUGUUUAGUUUGUGAAAGUCCACUACAGAUACAGAAGUUUGGACAAUGUCGUAAAGAAUCUCGUUUGUGUACAACAUGUAAAACAAUGAACCCUACUGACGUAAAAAGUUGUAUAAUAUGUGAAGCUAAAUUAGCAACAGGGGCAACUAAUGUCAUUCUUUCGGGUUUCCAGUCUACAUAUGAUUCUCGUCCUCCCCUACCUUAUCCAGAAAUGUGUAAAAAUGUACGUUUUUCUACUUGUCCUUAUUGUCAUCGUGAAAAUAAUCUUGAUGCUCGAUAUUGUGAUUGGUGUGGUUUAGAAGUACCAAAACACUAUCAACAAUCACUGAAUGGUGGUGAACUGAAAUCUUCUAAUAAUAUUAGUGGUAACAGACAGUUAUUCAACCCGGAUUAUCCAGAUUCGAUUCCAGAUGUAUCAUCUAUUGGUUUGCAUAACACUCCAAAAGAUAAUCAAAAUAAAAUCACUCUACGAGAUGGUUUUAUUCAUUGUAUAAAGUGCGAUUUACCGAAUCCAAAAGAAGCAAAUUAUUGUUCUUAUUGUGGAUUAAACUUGAUGCCUCCUCCACGUUGUACUGGAUGGUUUCCAAUAAUUAAUGGAUCAAAUCACCAUGAAUUUGAGAUUGGCGGAAAUCAACCUGAAAAGUCGGUUUCACAGCACAAGUACCUACAACCUGUAGUCGCAAAUGUUUCUACCCAAACUUAUGGGAUAUUUUAUCCAAGUUCAACAGACUUACGACGGCAAGAUCAGUUAGCUCAAAAUCGUUUGUCAGUCGAUGUUCAACUGCGAGACAGAAUACCUACACUAACUGCAAUAAGUCCCGGAAGAGGUUUUUGGCGAAAGCAAUUAGACCAUAUAUUUGCACAUUUAAAAUUAUAUACAAAUAAUAAUUCAGAAUUUCGCGCUUCGAUUGGUCAACCUAGAUUUGGCAAACUUUUGUCCGCUGACCUUUGUGCACUGGCAUCCAAUCAGGCAAAAAUUACUUUAAUCUAUUCACUCCCGAAUGACAAAAACAAUACAUCUAGAACACUAAAUACAACAGGUCCAAGUAAAAUUCCAUUGGAUUUAGAUUACUGUGAUAAUCAUAAUAAUGACGUGAUCCCUCACUUCAAUAAAUACUCAAAUCAAACUAUACCAAACUCUGGUGAUUUCAGAAAUGAUAAACAUGAAAAUGACUUAGAUCAGAAGUCAAUUGACAGUAAAUCAAAUAAUAAAGAGUCUAUCAAUUUGUUUCCAACAAGGGAUGGUCAUUGUGAAUCAUUUCGACCGAUCCCAAAUCAACAAAGUCUGUAUAGUAACAAUAGUAACCGGUCGUCUUCUAGAUCUCCACAUAAAGCGGAUGAUCAUCAAAAUAAAAGCAAAACUAAGUCAAUUGAAUGGGAAGAUGCUAAUAGUAAUGAGGAUGAUGAGGAAUCUAGACAAAAUACACAACCUCCUACUAAAUCAACAAGUUCCAUAAAAACAAAAUCAAAUGAUAAAUCACUGAGUAUACAAUCUAAUCCUAACUUACAAUAUGGUGAAGUCGGUGUUGCUCUACUACGAAAUUCUAAAUUAUCGACUUCAGAUCUUAAUUUGUUCUACACAUUAUGUCAACCGAAAUUAGAUAUUCAUGAAGUUAAACGUCUUCUUAAUGAAGGUGCAAAUCCGAAUUGUAUUAAUGCUGCUAAAGAAACACCAUUAAUUUGUGCUGUACGUCAUGGCUUCGUUGAAGCGAUAUCUGUACUAAAAGAAAAUGGUGCACAGGUUAAUGCUACCGGAACAUCAUUAGGCAACACUGCAUUACAUGAAGCAGUUCUGCGUGGCAUUGACGGAUUAGAAUUGGCAAAAGAGUUAUUAAGAUGUGGUGCAAAUAUGAAAAUAGAAAAUAAUCGUAAAGAAACACCACAUUCACUAGCGUUACAUUCGAAUUGUGAACCGUUAAUACGGCUGUUCGCUUUACAUUUAGGUCAGAAACAAUUGAAAGAACUCAUGGAUUAUGAUACUCCAGGCGAAGCUGACUUGAAAUUGAACAAUCGUCUAGAUAUAGUAUAA
Messenger RNA from Schistosoma spindalis, 2892 nucleotides. NCBI's taxonomy places the organism in Eukaryota, Metazoa, Platyhelminthes, Trematoda, Strigeidida, Schistosomatidae. The record is from the annotation of a GenBank genome assembly.